AUGUCAGUUGCUUCACAGCCCACCUCGUCUCAGCAAGACCAACACAAAAGUGCUGCCAUCUCUGACCGUUCGCAAGCACCCGCAAAACAAGAGCCAGUCUUUGUGUCCACCCUCACCGCCGAGGAGACUUCCUCACCGGAGCAGACUUCAUCUGAUUCGUUCAGAGCGCCUGCAAUCCAAUCCGAAUUCUCCAAGCAGCCCAAGCUCAAGAGCAUCCUUGACAAUCCAAACGAUGUCCUUCCGUGCAGAGCAUCAAGGUCCGGUAGCGAGUCUGGCUUCAAAGCUGCCCUCAAAGCCACUUUUCUACCGCCUCCUACUCCUGGACGUCAGGUCAAGCUCAAAGACGGCAGAACACUAGGCAGGUCUUUUCAGCGCACAGAGCCUCGUUCCACGGAUUUCGAAGGAGGCGAAGUACUCGACUAUGAUCCACGAGGCAAAAAUGCUUCCGCUGGCGAUGGUAUCUUACCCACAGUUUGUCUCUACCCUCCUUCGACGUCUCCGGUGAAUAGCACUAGUGGGUCUGGCUAUGGCAGUGAUAAGGAUAGCGGUCUAAGCACUCCCAGCGAGACGGAUGAGUCGGCCGACUAUUCUCACUCUUACACCUCCGAGACUAACUCCGCCAUGGGCUCUUCGACAAACACUUCGUCCGAACGGGGUCGUCCAGCAAUUUCGGUGCCCAGCCGAGCACGUGAGGGCUCGAUGGCGUCCACCACUUCUAGCAGUAGUGGUGCCGCAAUCAGAUUCUGCCCGCUCCCGGUAUCCGGACGACUGAAACGUGCUAAUUCGAUCACCAUCGGUGUAGCCGCGCGAUCGCAUCUGCUCCAGUCGCAAGGUUCUGCUGCGCCGCUCAGACCGUCGUACGCACCACAUCAUGUUCAUGGCUCGCAAAGCUGGUAUACAAAUGCCGGUCACAACGCAAACGCAGCCACUCACCUGAGGCAUGCCGACGUCGUUGAUGUUGGAGAAGAGAUAAAGAAAGGUGCUUCCAAGGCAUGGAAAUUCAUCCGAGGUGGAGGGGCUAGCACCAGCGACAGCUCGGGUGGCAAAGCCAAACAAGUUUCUGACAGCAGCAAUGCAAUUCAGACAAAAGCAGCGCAAUCGGCCAUGUUCGACCAACCCAAGAAGGCGUUCCCCAAAGAAGGUGCACCGGUAGCAGACCCUGAGACGGGAGAGCUCAAGAUGGCUGAUGGCUCUGCCCUCGGCUCCUCAUCGGAGGUUCCGAAUGGCCGAAUCUCAGAUUCAGCCAAGAAGCUCCCAGCAGCUGACUCAGGACCUCAGAGUGGGGAUCAUACACCGCGCCGCGCAAUUAGCCCCACCGCACAGUUGCAGAGCAUGUCAAUUUCGGAAGAUCCUGAAGCCGAAGAGGCUGCCGCAGCUCUCGAAGCCGCGCAUGCUAACAAUGCAGCUAAGCAAAGCCGUCGACCCAAUGGCCACCACCCGCACGAGCUUUGCGAUGGUCCCCAGCACAACACAUUUCACCUUGCCGACGAGCACGACACAGCACACUUGGACUCGGGUGCUGCCACGCCAAGAAGUGGUAUACAACGUCGAUUGUCGACCGGUGCCUUUUUGCGAGGUCUAUCCAUUCGUGGUAUCCAAGAAGAUCGUAGAAGAGACCUGCUUGGUUUGGAUCAGGAUGGCGAGCCACAGCAAAGCAACAGCGCUGAGCUGGCAAGCGAUGAAAAAACAUCAGGGGAACACAACAGACACGGCAUUGCCGUGAGGACGCCAGCUGGUAAAGAGGAAGAGCUCGGGUUGGAGGGUUAUGGGCAUUCAAGGCAGAGCCAUUCAUAG
Molecule: messenger RNA, 1794 nt
Organism: Mycosarcoma maydis (corn smut)
Lineage: Eukaryota; Fungi; Basidiomycota; Ustilaginomycetes; Ustilaginales
Exons: 1
Coding region: 1-1794 (597 amino acids)
Source: RefSeq, a predicted model, not a curated record